AUGCUUGAACAGGAAUCAAACGAGGAUAGUAUGAGCUUUCUCCCGGCACCCCCGUUGGGAUCAGAUUUCCAACCAGAUGAUGCCACUUUCGACCUCAACAUCGCCGGCGCCCGUGGGCCCAGAAUCAUGGAGACAUCUUCAUUCCAGUUUUCAGAGCACGAAAGGAUCGCAGGGUCAACCAGCACUGUCACCAAUCCUGGACGGCAACUUUUAGGUGGAGUCUUCGAUCGCGGAUCGGCAUUAAUGUCAACCACCACAGCAUCAACGGACUCAAGAAUAAAUCCCGGCGUCUUCCCACGCGAUCAGUACAGGAACUUAAAUGACUCUACAGUAGAUUAUACUGCCUUUGCUGAUCCUCUCCUGCACUUUGAUGCGACAAACUGGCUCUUGGACGAGAAUUUUGUUGACAUUGGAAUUGGGCAGUUGACCCGGAAUGACCCCCCAACUGACCGGUCAAAUCCAAGGCCUCAACCUUUGCCAUCGAUCAAAGAAAGCAACAAUCCACCGGCGGUACUGGACCUGCGGCACAUGUGGUAUGUCCAGACCCGAAGGACCGUCGACGGUCUUUAUCACGACUACGAGGGGACAGGAAGACAAAUUGUCAAUUCUCUGAGAGACAUCGACGAGAUCUAUCGUACGAAUAUGGUCGAAGAACUUCGUGCACCGCUGCGCAAUGAACCGUUGCCAUCGAUUGACUUCCUGAAUCUUUGUAUCCACCUAUUCUUCACACGCUUCAACGUGGCUUUACCCCUCAUACAUGGCCCAACCUUCAGGCCGAGCGAGAACAAUAUUCUGUUAGUCCUCACAAUGUGCAGCGCAGGUGCUAUGACGAUGACAACAGGUAUGGCAACCCGGAUAGCAUCGAUGCUUUUUGAACGAGUCCACAAAGCUGGAAAUGGGGAUUCAUGGGAAAGAGGACUGACAGAGCGGCCGCACCUGACGCGAGACAACAUCAAAGGAGCCACAAUCGGCCAGACCUUCGCACUUUUGUCAGGUGAACCAGCUCACCGUGCGAUUGCAGAUGGCCACCACGGAUGCCUCAUCUCGCUCGGCCGUCAUGUCAAGUUAUUCACUGAGAUUCCCGAGUUAGAUCUCAGCGAUAUGGUCUCGGCAGAAGAUCUCGAAAGAGUUUGGAAACGGUGGGCCCGGUAUGAAGAGAUGAAGAGAGCAGCCGUGGUUUUACAUAUCCAUGAUGCUGAGAUCGCUGCUCUCUUCCACCACGAACCGACCUUCCGCCAUAACGCCAGUCGCUUGCCUGUCGUCGCGCCUGCUGAAUUGUUCCAAGCACCAACCGCCGCAAUAUGGGCGAUGAAAUACCGCGCAUACCAGAAAAGCCGACAAGAUCAAAGAGAACCGCAGUCGGAUCACCCACGCUUUGGUCCGGUCGCACGAGUGCAGGUGCAAAACGCCAGGGCGGGAGCAGGGGUUGACGAGGAUUCGUGCCGUCCAUCUAUGUUGAAUUCUUGGGCCGCUCUCUCAGGUAUCGGCGCCACCAUCUGCGAAUGUCGGCACCUGGACCUGCUCUCCUCACGACGUAUUACCGAGCUUGAAACUGACCUUGUAACGUGGUACAUCUCAACCAAAAAUUGCUGCAGGAUACAGGAAUGUCGAACCCUCAAACAACCCGAGCUUCCAUUCUGCCUCAAGCCGCUAUGGCAUUAUACGUGCAUGACGAUGGCCGCAGAUUUGGACCUUCUGGAGCUGGCCGUGGGAAGAGAAGGUACCGAUAUCGCGGCCUCGAAGUUGGAUCAAGUCAGAGCCUGGAUCUCCUCUCCGGAAUCAAAGCGGUGUCUUCUUCAUGCCUUGUGCCUGCAAAAUCUAGUCACCUCAACAACUGUGGAUUCCGCCGUUGCCAUACACACGGCAAGAAUCUUGUUCUCGGCUGCUCUCUGCUGGUAUUGUUAUAUGCUAUACUUACCUUGGUGCACAGCCUCAUUCGACUCCGGUGCAUCUCUCUUACUCGACGACACCUCUGACUAUCUGAUGGCCUUGCCAGAAAUUCGGCUCCUACGGGAUGAAAGAAGUCCUUGGAAACAAUCCCCAAACAUUCUCGACAAGGCAAUCUCAGACCUUAAGAGGAUCCUCGGGGCAAAUCCCGCCAAAAUGAAAGUCAGCACCUUAUGUGUGCUCGAGUCAACUCUCCGACGGCUUGGGACAAGUGGAAUCUCUCAGAAGUUUGCAGAUCUGAUACAGGCCUUCGUCACGGGGGGGACGCAAUGA
This is a messenger RNA of Rhinocladiella mackenziei CBS 650.93, 2220 nucleotides long. RefSeq lists its product as uncharacterized. Gene Ontology annotation, biological process: regulation of transcription by RNA polymerase II. Gene Ontology annotation, molecular function: DNA-binding transcription factor activity, RNA polymerase II-specific; RNA polymerase II cis-regulatory region sequence-specific DNA binding. The record is from RefSeq and is a predicted model, not a curated record. Lineage: Eukaryota; Fungi; Ascomycota; Eurotiomycetes; Chaetothyriales; Herpotrichiellaceae. Gene Ontology annotation, cellular component: chromatin. Bases 1 to 2220 code for a protein of 739 amino acids. The transcript is spliced from 4 exons.